AUGAAGUCUUCUGAGUGCAAACUGGGCAUCAUUGACCCGAAUUUCAAUCCCAGAUAUAUUGGAGACCUUGAACAAGAGGUCAAGGCGCUUGAGGAGGAGCUCACAACCGCGGAACAACACGAUCCCGUUUCCAGGGCGUCCCCUGUGCCUGCAGGGCCUACGAACCCGCAAGACCGCCGAGAGCACUCUCCGGGUUUUAUCGAGGGCGGUGGCUUAAGCGAGAAAAGUUUCAUGCGACACCUGUUUGCGGAGUCGGAAUGGCGUGAGCAUGAUCCGAGUCUGCUUCAAAACCUUUCCAAGGGCUCGGGACCAGCUGAAGCAGGAGUCAAGUCAGCGGCCCUCCCAUCUCUGGAGCAGGCGAGGGUGAUAUUUGAUAAGUAUCUGAACGGAUCUCAUGUCCAAAAUCCAUUUCUCCUUCGGCGCGACGUACAGAGCAUCUAUAGCAGGCUAUUUCUGUCAGGCCCUGAAGACCAACAAAACCAUAAUCUGAGGCAAGAUGCAAAACACGACCUUUUCAGAGCUUUCAUGAUAAUCGCCAUUGGGUCGAUUCUCCCCUAUCGCCAUGGGGAAUUUGAACAUCACCCCUAUGGCUAUUACCUUUCAGCCUUGAAGUACCUUGAUGACGGGUUCCUCUCCGGAGGGCUUGCCUCCAUCCAGGAUCUUCUUCUCGUCGGCAGGUUUGCAAUAUACCAUCACAUUGGUACUUCGAUCUGGGAGGUUACUCGGCUAGGUAUGCGGAUGUGUAUUGAGCAAGGUCUACAUAAGCCCACUCUCCCAAGCCGCAAAAUCGGGCUAUUACAGGACCAACUUCAACGACGAGUCUUCUGGGAAUGCUACAUGAUUGAUCGAUACAGCUCAAUUACAUUGACGCGCCCGUUUGCUAUUGGAGACAAAUACAUUCAAAUCGGAUUCCCAGUGGACGCGAAUGACGAGGAGAUUGAAGCUGCAGAGGCAUCUGGCGCUUUUCCCGACCUGGAUUCUUUCAGCUCUACAUCUUCUCUCGCGUCAAUGACGGCACGAACAACGGAGAUGUCGGUGUUUUUAGCUUGUCUCAGACUCCGCCAAAUAACCUCUAAAAUUCAUACUGAAUUUGGCGAGAAGGCGACUGGUCAGACUUUGCGAAAUGACACCACGGCCAGAGGCGUCAUCUACUCGAGUUUGAACAAACUACUCAAGGAACUACAACAAUGGCGUUCCGCCACACCACUGUUUCACUACCCGCAAAACCUCUAUCAAAUGCAUGAGUGGUAUGAUCUUCUCCUUCUCAGGGAGCGUUUGUUACUGGUCAGAAAGGCGAUUGAUAUCGUUCCAAAGCAAGGGAAUAUUCCUCCGCGAGAUCUAUUGUUCCUGUGUCUUGAAUGUGCCGUUGGGGCUAUCACAUCUUUCUGUCGACUAUUCGAGCUAAACAAGAUUACUUUCACUCGAAGUUACUUCCAAAUGCUUUUUGCCGCAGGUGUUUCCGUCAUGUUCUGCUUAUCUGUGGUGAGGGACUUGAAUCAAAUGACCAUCCAGAACGGCGCCGACGCAAUGGCCAUGGGUGAAAACGCUUUGAAGAAGAUGAGCGAAGAGCUUCCUGAUGCAAAGCGCUAUGUUGCCGUCUACGAAGCGUUGCGUCUGUAUGCCAUUCGCAAAUGCAGCCGCCAGCUGCAAGUCGAAUCUAUGCGAAAUAGCCAUUCUGUCUCGGAAAUGCAGAAUGAAUCUUCUCAAACUACGUCACCGGCUGGUCAUGAACAAGACGGUAGUCGAAAUUACGUGGAAUUCUCUGGGGUGUUGUCUGCUGGGGCGAACCUAUCACCUGGUCUCCAUGUUCAUCCUUCACUUCACGCUCCACUCAACCAAGCAACAUUGACUCCUGAUGGGAUCACUGGUGUGCAAGGCGACACGAACCCAUCAGAAGGCUCUAUCCUAUCUUGGAAUGUGUUCGAGGACAAUGCGCUCUGGAACAUGGAGGCUGGCUUGAACGAGUAUGCCUACGGAGAUCCCCCACUGAGUUUGUAUUUGGAUGAUCCAUAUGGUUUGCCGAAUAUGCUGGGACAGUAG
This is a messenger RNA of Penicillium alfredii, 2040 nucleotides long. RefSeq names its product fungal specific transcription factor domain-containing protein. Bases 1 to 2040 code for a protein of 679 amino acids. The record is from RefSeq and is a predicted model, not a curated record. Gene Ontology annotation, biological process: DNA-templated transcription; positive regulation of transcription by RNA polymerase II. Gene Ontology annotation, molecular function: zinc ion binding; DNA-binding transcription factor activity, RNA polymerase II-specific; sequence-specific DNA binding. The transcript is spliced from 4 exons. NCBI's taxonomy places the organism in Eukaryota, Fungi, Ascomycota, Eurotiomycetes, Eurotiales, Aspergillaceae.